CUGAAAAUUUUCUUGUCCCAUGUGACACUUCUGAAAUGUCUGUCUGUUCUUUUCUCCUUUUUAAUUUCCCAAGCUCACUAUUUGGAUAAGAUAGUUAAAGACAAGAUAGGAUAUAAAGAGGGUUGUCCUGGCCUGUGCAACAGCAAUGGAAGAUGCACGUUGGACCAAAACGGCUGGCACUGCGUUUGCCAGCCGGGGUGGAGAGGCGCGGGCUGUGAUGUAGCCAUGGAGACCCUCUGCACAGACAGCAAGGACAAUGAAGGAGAUGGACUCAUCGACUGUAUGGAUCCUGAUUGCUGCUUACAGAGUUCCUGCCAAAAUCAGCCCUACUGUCGUGGAUUGCCGGAUCCUCAGGAUAUCAUUAGCCAAAGCUUACAAUCCCCAUCUCAGCAAGCUGCCAAAUCCUUCUACGAGCGAAUCAGUUUUCUCAUAGGAUCUGAUAGCACCCAUGUUAUACCUGGAGAAAGCCCUUUCAAUAAGAGCCUUGCAUCUGUCAUCAGAGGCCAAGUACUAACUGCUGAUGGAACUCCACUUAUUGGAGUAAACGUCUCAUUUUUCCAUUACCCCGAAUAUGGAUAUACUAUUACCCGCCAGGAUGGAAUGUUUGACUUGGUGGCAAAUGGUGGAGCUUCUCUGACUUUGGUAUUUGAACGGUCCCCAUUCCUCACUCAGUAUCAUACGGUGUGGAUUCCAUGGAAUGUCUUUUAUGUGAUGGAUACCCUAGUCAUGAAGAAAGAAGAGAAUGACAUUCCCAGCUGUGAUCUGAGUGGAUUUGUGAGGCCAAAUCCCAUCAUUGUGUCAUCACCUCUGUCCACCUUCUUCAGAUCUUCUCCUGAAGACAGUCCCAUUAUUCCCGAAACACAGGUACUCCAUGAGGAAACUACAAUUCCAGGAACAGAUUUGAAACUUUCCUAUUUGAGUUCCAGAGCUGCAGGGUAUAAGUCAGUUCUCAAGAUCACCAUGACCCAGUCCAUUAUACCAUUUAAUUUAAUGAAGGUUCAUCUUAUGGUAGCUGUAGUGGGAAGACUCUUUCAAAAGUGGUUUCCUGCCUCGCCAAACUUGGCAUAUACUUUUAUAUGGGACAAAACAGAUGCAUAUAAUCAGAAGGUGUAUGGUCUGUCAGAAGCUGUUGUGUCAGUUGGAUAUGAAUAUGAGUCGUGUUUGGACCUGACUCUGUGGGAAAAGAGGACUGCCGUCUUGCAAGGUUAUGAAUUGGAUGCUUCCAACAUGGGUGGUUGGACAUUAGAUAAACAUCAUGUACUGGAUGUUCAGAAUGGUAUACUGUACAAGGGAAAUGGGGAAAACCAGUUUAUCUCCCAACAGCCUCCAGUUGUCAGUAGCAUCAUGGGCAAUGGGCGAAGGCGCAGCAUCUCCUGCCCCAGCUGCAAUGGGCAAGCCGACGGUAAUAAGCUCUUGGCCCCAGUCGCGUUAGCUUGCGGGAUCGAUGGCAGUCUCUAUGUGGGGGAUUUCAACUAUGUUCGGCGGAUAUUCCCUUCCGGGAAUGUAACGAGUGUUUUGGAACUAAGAAAUAAAGAUUUUAGACAUAGCAGCAACCCAGCUCAUAGAUACUACCUUGCAACGGAUCCCGUCACAGGAGAUUUGUACGUUUCUGACACUAACACGCGCAGGAUUUAUCGCCCAAAGUCCCUUACGGGUGCCAAAGACUUGACUAAAAACGCGGAAGUAGUUGCAGGGACAGGAGAGCAGUGCCUUCCAUUUGACGAAGCCAGGUGUGGGGACGGCGGGAAGGCCGUGGAAGCAACACUCAUGAGUCCCAAAGGAAUGGCGAUUGAUAAGAACGGAUUAAUCUACUUUGUUGAUGGAACCAUGAUUAGAAAAGUUGAUCAAAAUGGAAUCAUAUCGACUCUCCUGGGCUCUAAUGAUCUGACUUCAGCCAGACCCUUAACUUGUGACACCAGCAUGCACAUCAGCCAGGUACGUCUAGAAUGGCCCACUGACCUCGCCAUUAACCCUAUGGACAACUCCAUUUAUGUCCUGGAUAAUAAUGUAGUUUUACAGAUCACUGAAAACCGUCAGGUUCGCAUUGCUGCCGGCCGGCCCAUGCACUGCCAGGUUCCCGGGGUGGAAUACCCCGUGGGGAAGCACGCGGUUCAGACGACGCUGGAAUCCGCCACUGCCAUCGCCGUGUCCUACAGUGGGGUCCUGUACAUUACUGAAACUGAUGAGAAGAAGAUUAACCGGAUAAGGCAGGUCACAACGGACGGAGAGAUCUCCUUGGUGGCGGGAACUCCUUCAGAGUGUGACUGCAAAAACGAUGCCAACUGUGACUGUUACCAGAGUGGAGACGGCUAUGCCAAAGAUGCCAAACUUAAUGCUCCGUCCUCCCUAGCUGCUUCUCCGGACGGGACAUUGUACAUCGCAGAUCUAGGAAAUAUUCGGAUCCGGGCUGUGUCAAAGAAUAAGCCUUUACUUAACUCCAUGAACUUUUAUGAAGUUGCGUCUCCAACUGACCAAGAACUCUACAUCUUUGACAUCAAUGGUACUCACCAAUACACUGUGAGUUUAGUCACCGGCGAUUACCUGUACAAUUUUAGCUACAGCAAUGACAAUGAUAUUACCGCUGUGACAGACAGCAAUGGCAAUACCCUGAGAAUUAGACGGGACCCUAAUCGGAUGCCAGUUCGAGUGGUGUCUCCGGAUAACCAGGUGAUAUGGUUGACAAUAGGAACAAACGGAUGUUUGAAAAGCAUGACUGCUCAAGGACUAGAAUUAGUUUUGUUUACUUACCACGGCAAUAGUGGCCUUCUAGCCACUAAAAGCGAUGAAACUGGAUGGACAACAUUUUUUGACUACGACAGUGAAGGUCGUCUGACAAAUGUUACGUUUCCCACCGGAGUGGUCACGAACCUGCACGGGGACAUGGACAAGGCCAUCACAGUGGACAUCGAGUCAUCCAGCCGAGAAGAAGAUGUCAGCAUCACUUCGAAUCUGUCCUCAAUCGAUUCUUUCUACACCAUGGUUCAAGAUCAGUUGAGAAACAGCUACCAGAUCGGCUACGACGGCUCCCUUCGGAUCAUCUACGCCAGUGGUCUGGACUCACAUUACCAGACGGAGCCACAUGUCUUGGCUGGCACAGCUAAUCCAACAGUUGCCAAAAGAAACAUGACUCUUCCUGGUGAGAACGGUCAAAAUCUGGUGGAAUGGAGAUUCCGAAAAGAGCAAGCCCAGGGGAAAGUGAAUGUCUUCGGUCGAAAGCUCCGGGUUAAUGGCAGAAACCUCCUUUCAGUUGACUUUGAUCGAACAACAAAGACAGAAAAGAUCUAUGAUGACCACCGUAAAUUUCUUCUGAGGAUCGCCUAUGACACAUCCGGGCACCCGACUCUCUGGCUGCCGAGCAGCAAGCUGAUGGCCGUCAACGUCACCUACUCAUCCACAGGCCAAAUUGCCAGCAUCCAGCGGGGCACCACCAGCGAAAAAGUAGAUUAUGACGGACAGGGGAGGAUCGUAUCUCGGGUCUUUGCUGAUGGUAAAACAUGGAGUUAUACAUACUUGGAAAAGUCCAUGGUUCUUCUGCUUCAUAGCCAGCGGCAGUACAUCUUCGAAUAUGACAUGUGGGACCGCCUGUCUGCCAUCACCAUGCCCAGCGUGGCUCGCCACACCAUGCAGACCAUCAGAUCCAUCGGCUACUACCGCAACAUAUACAAUCCCCCGGAAAGCAACGCCUCCAUCAUCACAGACUACAACGAGGAAGGGCUGCUCCUGCAAACCGCUUUCUUGGGCACAAGUCGAAGGGUCUUAUUCAAAUAUAGAAGGCAGACCAGGCUCUCAGAAAUUUUAUAUGAUAGCACAAGAGUCAGUUUUACCUAUGAUGAAACAGCAGGAGUCCUAAAAACAGUAAACCUCCAGAGUGAUGGUUUUAUUUGCACCAUUAGAUACAGACAAAUUGGCCCCCUGAUUGACAGACAGAUUUUCCGCUUUAGUGAAGAUGGGAUGGUAAAUGCGAGAUUUGACUAUAGCUAUGACAACAGCUUCCGAGUGACCAGCAUGCAGGGUGUCAUCAACGAAACUCCGCUGCCCAUUGAUCUUUACCAGUUUGAUGACAUUUCUGGCAAAGUUGAGCAGUUUGGAAAAUUUGGAGUUAUAUAUUAUGAUAUUAACCAGAUCAUUUCCACAGCUGUCAUGACUUACACGAAGCACUUUGAUGCUCAUGGCCGCAUCAAGGAAAUUCAGUAUGAGAUAUUCAGGUCGCUCAUGUACUGGAUUACAAUUCAAUAUGAUAACAUGGGUCGCGUAACCAAGAGAGAGAUUAAAAUAGGGCCUUUUGCCAACACCACCAAAUAUGCUUACGAAUAUGAUGUUGAUGGGCAGCUCCAAACAGUUUACCUGAAUGAAAAGAUCAUGUGGCGGUACAACUAUGAUCUGAAUGGAAACCUCCAUUUACUGAACCCAAGUAACAGCGCACGCCUGACGCCUCUCCGCUACGAUCUGCGAGACAGAAUCACUCGACUGGGUGAUGUUCAGUACCGGCUGGAUGAAGAUGGUUUCCUACGUCAAAGAGGCACAGAGAUCUUUGAAUAUAGCUCCAAGGGGCUUCUGACUCGGGUUUACAGCAAAGGCAGCGGCUGGACAGUGAUCUACCGUUACGACGGCCUGGGGAGGCGUGUUUCUAGCAAAACCAGCCUGGGACAGCACCUGCAGUUUUUUUAUGCUGACCUAACUUAUCCCACCAGGAUUACUCACGUCUACAACCAUUCAAGUUCAGAAAUUACCUCCCUUUAUUACGAUCUCCAAGGACAUCUCUUUGCCAUGGAAAUCAGUAGUGGGGAUGAGUUCUACAUUGCAUCAGAUAACACAGGGACACCGCUGGCUGUUUUCAGUAGCAAUGGGCUUAUGCUGAAACAGAUUCAGUACACCGCAUAUGGUGAAAUCUAUUUUGACUCCAAUAUUGACUUUCAGCUGGUAAUUGGAUUUCAUGGUGGCCUGUAUGACCCACUCACCAAAUUAAUCCACUUUGGAGAAAGAGAUUAUGACAUUUUGGCAGGGAGAUGGACAACGCCUGACAUAGAAAUAUGGAAAAGAAUUGGGAAGGACCCAGCUCCUUUUAACCUGUAUAUGUUUAGGAAUAACAACCCUGCAAGCAAAAUCCAUGAUGUGAAAGACUACAUCACAGAUGUUAACAGCUGGCUGGUGACAUUUGGAUUCCAUCUGCACAAUGCUAUUCCUGGAUUCCCUGUUCCCAAAUUUGAUUUAACGGAACCUUCUUACGAACUUGUGAAGAGUCAGCAGUGGGAUGAUAUACCGCCCAUUUUUGGAGUCCAGCAGCAAGUGGCGAGGCAAGCCAAGGCCUUCCUGUCGCUGGGGCGGAUGGCGGAGGUGCAGGUGAGCCGGCGCAGGGCGGGCGGCGAGCAGUCGUGGCUGUGGUUCGCCACCGUCAAGUCGCUCAUCGGCAAGGGCGUCAUGCUGGCCGUGAGCCAGGGCCGCGUGCAGACCAACGUGCUCAACAUCGCCAACGAGGACUGCAUCAAGGUGGCGGCGGUGCUCAACAACGCCUUCUACCUGGAGAACCUGCACUUCACCAUCGAGGGCAAGGACACGCACUACUUCAUCAAGACCACCACGCCCGAGAGCGACCUGGGCACGCUGCGGCUGACGAGCGGCCGCAAGGCGCUGGAGAACGGCAUCAACGUGACGGUGUCGCAGUCCACCACGGUGGUGAACGGCAGGACGCGCAGGUUCGCCGACGUGGAGAUGCAGUUCGGCGCGCUGGCGCUGCACGUGCGCUACGGCAUGACGCUGGACGAGGAGAAGGCGCGCAUCCUGGAGCAGGCGCGGCAGCGCGCGCUCGCCCGGGCCUGGGCGCGCGAGCAGCAGCGCGUGCGCGACGGCGAGGAGGGCGCGCGCCUCUGGACGGAGGGCGAGAAGCGGCAGCUGCUGAGCGCCGGCAAGGUGCAGGGCUACGACGGGUACUACGUACUCUCGGUGGAGCAGUACCCCGAGCUGGCCGACAGCGCCAACAACAUCCAGUUCCUCCGACAAAGCGAGAUCGGCAAGAGGUAACGCCCGGGCCGCGCCGUCCUCGCCGCGGGGACACCGGACUGGCCGGCCGCGGUCGCCUCGCCUCGCCGGGCCGGACACGCCGCUCUGCUCAGCUCGUCCUGUAGCACAAUCCGAAUUGGACUCUCCACGCGGAAGAGCCUUCUGGGAGAACGAUACUUGCUAUUAGAAAAAAACAAAACAGAACCACACAAACAAAAAACAAAAGACCACUUUUUUCUGAAUGACCUUAAAGGUGAUCGGCUUUAAAGAAUAUGUUUACAUAUGCAUAUCGCUGCACUCAGUUGGACCGAAAGUAGUAAAAGAAAAAAUAAUAAUAAUAAUAAUGAAAGAAAGGAAAAAAGGCCUCAAAAUUUUGCUCCGGGCCGUCUGUUCCUUCGAAACACUGUAUUUAAGGUAAAAAAAAAAAUGCACACAGUGUUUCCAAAUAUUACCGAAUUGUCGACCUUUGCUUACAAGAAGCAGUCACUCUGCAUAGGAUGUGAUAUGUAUCUCUGUUCAUUUUAAAAUGUGGGGGAAAAUUGUUGUUUAUAGACAACCCAACUGCUUUCCCUGUGCAGCUUUGUAAAAGGACAUUGGCACAGUGACUUCUGCUUCGGCGGGGAUUUAAUAACGGAUUUUACAACGCUAACGUGGUUUGCCUUGGGGCAAAACUGGCAACUAGAAUCCUUGUCACUGAUAAGCAAAGGAAAUCCUGAUUUUUUUUGUAAAUUAUGUGAGACAAGUUGUUUAUGGAUUUUUAUAUGAAUUACAAUUUACUGUACAUCAAAUAUUAGUCUCAGAGGAGUUAAUUUAUGUAAAGUGUUUAAAAAGUUUAUACUUAAAAAUAAAAUGAUAAAAACAUGUGAACCGUGUGAUUUUUUUAAAAGGAUUGCACCUUUUGUUAUCUGUUAUAGCUGUACAGUAUAAAUUAUUAUAUUGUAGAGAUAUAACAACUUAUGCCUAUAAUGUCCAGAAGUGUUAAUAUUUUUGUAUUAGGUUGAAAAAAAUGUGCAACUUUCUAUCACUAGAUGGAUAGGUCAGUGCAAUCCUAUGUGGGUGGCCAAUCAGAGAACUGCUCCUUUCUCUUCCUUCUCUUAUUCAUCACACCAGUGUCCUCAAGCAUUAUCAACUACGGGCACAGUAGAAAACUUAGAAAACUACAGCUGGUGGAAUCUAAGGGAAGAUAUGAAAAAACAGGGAGGGAGGGGUUUCCUGGCCCACUCUCAACCCUGAAAGUCCGUGGGGAGUCGAAAGAAUUAACCCUGGGGUUUUUACUAUUACUGUUACCCUUCUUGAAGCUCCAUCUCCUGAUGGAGGCGAGACGACAUCAGAGGCCCAGGAAACAUUUCUGAGGAGGGAAGGCUCUGAUGAAGUCGUGACUGUAAGCACGUGUCUUAAGGUCUAGGAAAGACAGCCGAAACCCAGCAGUGGGCAGCAGCCAGGAGGAGCCGGGUCACUCUGCUAGUCUUGGGUUUGGACCCUCGGGUCACCAAGAGGGGCAAAAAAGGGAGACAAAAGCUCCUUCUUGUAAGCCCACAUGACCAAACCACCUUGGUUGCUGGUUUGAAUGGCAGCCUCUGCUCUGUCUCGGGGAAGCCGGGUGGCAGAUCCAGCUGGAAGUGAACUGACAGCCGUGCCCUGCUGCACACGUGCGUGCUGCGGGAACGAGCCCAGCCGCCAUCUGCACUUCUGUGUCGGCUCAGCCGCUCUGACAAGUCUCUUUCGUGAGCACUAAAUUCAGCCACAAAAAUAUUUUUAGAAAAUAUCUCUCAGUUCAUUGAGCUAUAGUACACACUGUUUUCCUCUAUGUAUAAUGGUGAUAAAAUAUAGCAAGUGAACAUGUCGUAAAUAUAAAGGUUCAAGUGAUGUAUUGAAAAUAAUUUUCUAACUGCUUUGUAUGUAUCACAUACUCAAAAUUGCACAGUAGGCGUGUUUAUUAAACAGACUGGCUGGGAAAGUUUCAAAAUAGCUACUGAAUUUACAGUAUCAGUGCUAUUACUGUCUUUGUGUAUUUGGUAGAGCAUACCGAGUAAUUAAUCUUCUAAUGAAUGCUGAUAUUUUAUUAGAAUGAAAGCACAGAUUAGCAUUAAUUUUUUUAUCCUGGAAAUCCUUUGGCAAGUAUUAUGAAGCCCAAAUUUAGAAAACUAUGAGAUUUCAAACCACAUAAACAUGGCUCUGUUUUACAUUUUAUUUUUUAACUGUUAACUUAGGUAUUUGCAGUUCUGUUCAAUGGAACUUCUGCAGGACUGUAUUUAGCAUGCUGUAAGUACUUUUGGGUGAAAUAGGCUCUGAGUCUAAAUUCUCAGAAAUGUUUCUGAUGUAUUGACCAUGAAAAGCUUGUACCACAUGACAGAAGUGAAAUCAUAGUCUUAACCCCUUCUCGACACGGACUGGUCUUUACACCAGCACCAACAAAUGACAGAUCUGGAGUAUCUUCUGGUGCUUAUUUUAGAUGAAGUCAAAUCAACACAAUUAGUGUCUUGUUAGUAGGUAUAAUGAGCCUAUUUCUUUCUAAAAAGACUUGUGAUCUGGACAUGCUUUUACAAGAAAUAGUGACCUUGGGGAAUAUGUAAACAAAAGACCUUUUUCUAAGAGUUGGGGGUGGGGGGUGGGUGACUGUAUAAUGAAAAGAAUUAGCUUACAAAAAAGAAAUUGAUAUUCAAAGUAUUUUAGGCAAAGCCAGUCAAAAUGCUUUCAUGAUAUUUUGAGAUGUAAAUUUUGUCUGAUUUGUAUUGUUCUUUUCAUUUGCCUUCUUAACUUUAUAUGUGACCUGAAUUUUCCAUAACUUGAUGACUAUAGAUUGCAUCUAGGCAUUCCAAUAAAAGCCAACCCAAUGUG
Molecule: messenger RNA, 8835 nt
Organism: Microcebus murinus (gray mouse lemur)
Lineage: Eukaryota; Metazoa; Chordata; Mammalia; Primates; Cheirogaleidae
Source: RefSeq, a predicted model, not a curated record